CGGGCAGGGAGAUGCCGGGCUUCGACUACAAGUUCCUGGAGAAGCCCAAGCGGCGGCUGCUGUGCCCGCUGUGCGCCAAGGCCAUGCGGGAGCCCGUGCGCGUCUCCACCUGCGGCCACCGCUUCUGCGACACCUGCCUCCAGGAGUUCCUCAGCGAAGGGGUCUUCAAGUGUCCGGAGGAUCAGCUGCCCCUCGACUAUGCCAAGAUCUACCCAGACCCUGAUUUGGAGGCUCAGGUGUUAAACCUGACCAUUCGGUGCAUCCACAGCGAGGAAGGGUGUCGCUGGAGUGGCACGAUCCGGCACUUGCAGGCGCACCUCGGCACAUGCAGCUACAACGUGGUGCCGUGCCCCAAUCGCUGCGGCACGAAGCUGAGCCGCCGUGACCUGCCGCCCCACGUACAGCACGAUUGCCCGCAGCGCCACCUCAAGUGUGAGUUCUGUGGCGCCGACUUCACCGGGGAAGCGUACGAGGACCACCAUGGCCUCUGUCCCCAGGAGAGUGUUUACUGUGAGAACAAGUGUGGGGCGCGCAUGAUGCGCAGGCUGCUAUCGCAGCACAUGCUUGUGGAGUGCCCCAAGCGCACACAGCCCUGCAGCUACUGUUCAAAGGACUUCCUGUAUGAUACUAUCCAGAAUCAUGAGUACCAGUGUCCACGGUACCCUGUCCCUUGCCCUAACCAGUGUGGGGUGCCCAGCAUUGCAAGAGAAGACCUCGGUGGGCACUUGAAAGAAAACUGCACCACAGCCUUGGCACUCUGCCCUUUCAAGGAGGCUGGCUGCAAACAUCGGUGCCCGAAGCUAGCCAUGACUCGCCACCUGGACGAGAGCACCAAGAUGCACCUGGGCCUGAUGGGUGCCCUGGUGGCCCGGCAGCGGCAGGAGCUGGCAGAGUUGCGCCGAGAGGUGGAGGAGCUGGCCGUGGGCAGCGACGGUGUGCUGAUCUGGAAGAUCGCCGACUACAGCCGCAAGCUGCAGGAAGCCAAGCUGCGGGCCAACUAUGAGUCCUUCAGCCCCCCGUUCUACACCCACCGGUAUGGCUACAAGCUGCAGGUCUCGGCCUUCCUCAACGGGAACGGGAGCGGCGAGGGGAGCUUCCUCUCGGUCUACAUCCGGGUGCUCGCUGGCCAGUACGACAACCUCUUGGAGUGGCCCUUCUCCUACCGGGUCACCUUCUCCCUGCUGGACCAAAGCGACCCCUCUCUCUCCAAGCCGCAGCACAUCACGGAGACCUUCCUCCCCGACCCCAACUGGAAGAACUUCCAGAAGCCCGGCCAGGGCCGCGCCUCUCUGGACGAGAGCCUGCUGGGGUUUGGCUACCCCAAAUUCAUCUCCCACGAGGACAUCAAGAAGCGCAACUACGUGAAAGACAAUGCCAUCUUCAUCAAGGCCUCUGUGGAGAUCCCGCAGAAAAUCAUGCCCUGA
Molecule: messenger RNA, 1424 nt
Organism: Euleptes europaea (tarantolino)
Lineage: Eukaryota; Metazoa; Chordata; Lepidosauria; Squamata; Sphaerodactylidae
Gene: TRAF4
Product: TNF receptor associated factor 4
Exons: 7
Coding region: 12-1424 (470 amino acids)
Biological process (GO): positive regulation of JNK cascade; regulation of apoptotic process; activation of NF-kappaB-inducing kinase activity
Molecular function (GO): zinc ion binding; protein binding
Source: RefSeq, a predicted model, not a curated record